AUGUCCUUCACUACUACUAAUCGGUCCGUUGAGAAACCCUCCUCGCUAGCAUGUCUUGCGUGCCGGAGGAAGCAUCUCAAAUGCGAUGGCGUUAUGCCGGCCUGUGGACGGUGUCGCAAAGGCCAGCUCGGAUGCCACUACACUCCCUCUCGUCGAGGAUAUAAGCCUGACUCCAGAGGCCAGUACGCAGUCACAUACGCUCCUACGCCGAUACUGACGCCCUCGCCCGAAUUUACUCUCCCAACCGGCAUCCAGUUGACGCCGCAGCUCUCUACGUUCUCAUUCAUUAGCACACCCCUUCCAGGUACCACCGCGGCCACGGAGGAUUUCUCUUCGGACCAGAGUAGCUCUGUUCCUAUCUGGAAGGCAGCAGACCAUCAUAAUCCCUAUGACCAGACGUCCUUGGGUGCGGGCAGACCGGCGGCUGCGUUGGGGAGCCAGUAUCCCACGACGGACUUACGCGGAGACUCUUACCUCAUCGACUUCUAUUAUGCAUACUUUCACGACUCUCACCCCAUACUACCACCCGUGCACUUCCUGCCUCGAAUGUACCCGCUCCCAGCCUGCUUGGAAGCUACUAUCAAGUUCAUUGGCGCACAUUUCGUCACCGAUAUAACACCCAACGCAUACCGAUCAGCCGUCACCGCAGCAAUUGCGGAGAGUGAGGAAUCCUGCUAUAAAGUCCAGGCACUGCUCCUGCUCUCGAUCACCUUACAUGGACGCAAUGAAAGAGGGGAGGGUGUCAAGGCGUUCACGGAAGCAGCAAGGCUGGCGAUGAAGUUGGGCAUGAAUAUGAGGUCCUAUGCCCCAAGCGUCGUAGGCGAAGACCCGGUCAUGUGUGAGAAUAUAAGACGGACGUGGUGGGAGGUGUAUAUGAUUGAUGCGAUGUUUUCCGGGUUCGACCAAACGCCCUGCCAGAUUUCAAGCAGUGUCAUCAUGGACGUUCCCCUCCCAUGCGACGACAUCAGCCAUUCAACUGGCAUAUACCUGACCGAGCCACCAACUGCCGCUCAAUUCUAUGACAGAAUCUUUGAAGAUGAGGAAGAUAGCAAGGAGUACUCGUCGUAUUGCCACGCAAUCGAGGCGUCGAGGAUACUGAAACGCACGCUCGACCUUACCUAUGCUCCAGAAGAUCCAGAAUAUGAUCAGAUAGAGUCCAUAGAUGCAAACAUUGGCAGCUGGUUCCACCACCUACCCCCUUCGAAACGCGAUAUUCUUGCAGUAGACGACGAAGUGGAUCAGAUCAUGUUCCGCGCGUUCAUGAUAAUCCACUGCGCAUCGAUAUACUUACAUACACCCCAGUCCAACCUUCUCUCCACCCCUGUAGCCAUAUCGAGCAUCCCCUGUGCUAGACGAUGGAUACGGUUGUUAAGAACAAGCCCCUCCACAAACCUAACCCACGCCAUCAAAUCUAUCAAAGCCGCCAACGGCCUUGCAAACCUCGCAGCCCUGAGAUCACCAGGAAUAAAACAUUCGCCGUUUUUCAUCUGCGGCAUGGUCCUGAGCGCGCUCGUUCAGCUCUGUGCAUGCUCCGUUCGUGCGUCCGGAAAGCUAGAGCCUCGUCGUGAUCGAAUCGCCCUGCUCAUCGGAGAACUCAAAUCCUUGGGGCCAACCUGGUCGAUAUCCAGACUGGUAAUGCGGCAUAUUAAGAUGGUUGCGAGAGAGGUGCUUGAGAUUGGCGUUCGACCGCCUGCUUACUCGGCCAUAGAAGAUAAUGGCCCAGACAUAGUCACCAUCGUCAACAGCGAUCUAUGGCUAGGAGAUAUUCCUCUUGAAUGA
Molecule: messenger RNA, 1779 nt
Organism: Arthroderma uncinatum
Lineage: Eukaryota; Fungi; Ascomycota; Eurotiomycetes; Onygenales; Arthrodermataceae
Exons: 1
Coding region: 1-1779 (592 amino acids)
Biological process (GO): DNA-templated transcription; regulation of DNA-templated transcription
Molecular function (GO): DNA binding; DNA-binding transcription factor activity, RNA polymerase II-specific; zinc ion binding
Source: RefSeq, a predicted model, not a curated record